Messenger RNA from Drosophila serrata, 2299 nucleotides. RefSeq names its product putative fatty acyl-CoA reductase CG5065. Gene Ontology annotation, cellular component: peroxisome. Gene Ontology annotation, molecular function: alcohol-forming very long-chain fatty acyl-CoA reductase (NADP+) activity. Gene Ontology annotation, biological process: long-chain fatty-acyl-CoA metabolic process. The record is from RefSeq and is a predicted model, not a curated record. NCBI's taxonomy places the organism in Eukaryota, Metazoa, Arthropoda, Insecta, Diptera, Drosophilidae.
GGCCGCGAUCAGUCUUCUUUCGAGCGUCGCAGCGUGCACAUCGAGCCGUUCCUCCUCCUCCACAGCCGCCGCUCAACGCGAUCAGAAACCGAUUCCGAUUCCGACUCCGAUCCAAUCCAGUUCGACUUAGUCUCGCAUCGUUUCGCGUGCGCGAGUGACGUGUUUGAUUUUAAAAAUAUUGCAAGCGCUUUAAUUGAGGAGAAUCCAUAGCACCCGAGCAAGAUGACGGUGGAUCUAUCGCCCGUGCAGGAGUACUACAAGGACAAGACGAUCUUCAUCACUGGAGCGUCUGGGUUCAUGGGCAAGGUGUUGCUGGAGAAGCUUCUCUACUCCUGCCACUCGCUCAAGGAGGUGAUCAUCAUCUGCCGCCCAAAACGGGGCAAGACCCCGGAGACGCGCCUGGAGGAGAUGUUCAAGCUGCCCAUUUUCCAGCGCAUCAAGGAACAGCGUCCGCACAUGCUCAAGAAGGUGACCAUCUACCAGGGUGACGUGACCUUCGAUCUGCUGGGCCUGAGCGGCGACAGCCUCAAGCAUGUGACCGAUAACACCAACAUUGUCUUCCACAUGGCGGCCACCCUCAAGCUGGAGGGCAAUCUGCGCGACGCCGUCGACAUGAACCUGUUGGGCACUCGGCGCGCCCUCAACGUGGCCAAGCAAAUGAAGCAGCUGGAGGCCUUCAUCCAUCUUUCGACAGCCUUUUGCAACUGCGACCAGGAGGUCAUGUACGAGAAGGUGUACGAUUUCCCGCACAAGCCCGAGGACCUCAUGCGCCUGGCCGAGUGGAUGGACGUGAAGACCCUGGACGCCAUCACCCCCGAUCUGCUGAAGCCGCACCCCAACACCUACACCUACUCGAAGCGGCUGGCGGAGCUGCUGGUGCGCGACCACUACGAGUCCAUGCCGGUGAUCAUCGCCCGUCCCAGCAUCGUGUCGCCGUCGGCCUACGAGCCCGUUCCGGGUUGGGUGGACAACCUGAACGGACCCACCGGCCUCAUGGUGGGCGCCGGCAAGGGCGUCAUCCGCUCCAUGCUGAUCGACACGCGCUUCCUGUCCGAGGCGAUCCCAGUGGACUAUGCUAUCAACGGGCUCUGCGUGAUCCCGUACCAGUUCGCACAACUCAAGGAGAGGCCGGCGGAGGUACCGGUGUACAACAUCACGUGCGCCGACCACCGGAAGAUGCCGUGGGGCGAGGUGAUCGAGAUGAGCAAGGAGAUCGGCUACCGCUACCCGAUGGAGGCGGGCCUAUGGUACCCGGACGGGUGCAUAACUACCAACAAGUUCCACCACAACAUCAACGUAAUACUCUUCCACUGGCUGCCCGCCUACUUCAUUGACUUUAUCCUGCUGCUGCUCGGCCAGAAGCGAUUCAUGAUCCGUGUCCAGAACCGCAUCUCGGUUGGUCUCGAGGUGCUGCAGUUCUUCACGAUGCGCGCCUGGACCUUCAAGUCAGAUGCCUACUCCUCGCUCUGGGCCAUGCUCAACGAAGCGGAUAGGAAAAACUUUAAUAUGGACAUGGAUCCCGAGGAGACCGUCCCCAUGUACAUUGAGUCGUGCGUCCAAGGCGGUCGCCAGUACCUGAUGAAGGAGUCGCCCGACAGCCUGCCGCGAGCCAGGCUCCAGCUGAAGCUAAUGUACAUCUUGGACCGCUUCUGCAAGACGGUUAUCGUGGGUUCGUUUUGCUACUGGGUCUACGGCCUGGUGGCCCGUCUCCUGGGCGUCUGAGAGGGCCUGACUGGAGGGAGGUCCAGACCGAGCCCAAUUCCAAUUCAUAUUGCGCGCAUUUCCAAUCAAUCUCCGCUUUGGUUCGCUUUGGGGCACAACUCCGGGGAUACCGGAUCUGGUUUUCAUAUUUAAUUUAAGUGAAUAUCUAUGUUUCAUGUGAAAUAAACGAGAAAACGAGCUAAAAUAAACCUCAAGGUGCGAUGUGUCUGUGUACUGUAGUCUAUGUGUCUGUGCUUAAAGUGUCCAAUUGUGUUGAUCCAGUGCUGAGGACUAUCUGCUCCAGAGACAACACGAACCACAUAAACAGAAACACAACCACUACACGAACACGAUCCACUACAGGCCUACCCCCACAGAACAAUUAGAGUCAGAGACUUCCUUCACACUAUCUCCUGUCCUCUUAUUUGCAUAUCUGUUCACACUCUCACCCCAUAUCAAGGCCUAACCCCACACACUUAAACUCACACUUAAACCCCACUCACACACACAUUAACACUCUAAACACGGCAUCGGUGACCAUCAACCAGGGCUUCGUGGUAUGUAGAGUUUAUCAGAGAAGCUAUUCCCCUUUUAAUUU